CAGACAGACAGACACACACACACACACACACACACCAGCAGCAGCAGCAGCCACAGCGCAAAUCUAGCCAGACAAGCUCAAGGGGCAGACAUCUGGUUGCCAUGACCACAAAGGAAGCCUCGCAGGCCAUGCUCGCCUCACGCUACGUAGGGACGCAGACACUACGCUGGCAGGGUCCUCAGCUCGACGAACUGCUAGUUAUGUCUGAUUGAGUUCGGCGUUCGCCUCUCGGCCCUUGCGCUUGCGUACUACGGCUGGUUCCCGUCGCCGCGGCCCGGAUCGGGAAGUGUCAAGUGGGAGCCGGGUUCCCCCGCCUUCGCCAUCGCUACUGCUGAACCCGGACCCCUCAUCCCGGCCGGGCACUACCGCCAUGACGAACGUGUACUCGUUGGAUGGGAUUCUGGUGUUUGGUUUGCUUUUUGUUUGCACCUGUGCCUACUUCAAGAAAGUACCUCGUCUCAAAACCUGGCUACUCUCAGAGAAGAAAGGAGUUUGGGGUGUGUUUUACAAAGCUGCUGUGAUUGGGACCCGACUGCAUGCUGCUGUUGCAAUUGCCUGCAUUGUAAUGGCCUUUUACGUCCUGUUUAUCAAAUGAAUUCCAAAGUAUCCCACUCAUCAACUGCCAACCAAGGGGAUAAAGAUGAAGAACUUGUCAGGAGCCUGGACCCAGUGUAGGAGAGUUCAUCUAAAAUCAUCAGUAUCCCUAAGAUGAUACGGCAGCAUCUGCCUGCCAUAUGUGGGGAAAACUCAUGGUCACAAACAUUAUUUUUGCUCCAGGGGACUCCAGAAAGCCAAAUUUUUUGAUCUCUGUAUUAAUCAGCCCUCAGAAGCAAGCAAUAUCUCCAGAUAAAUCACACCCCUUAGUGAUAUGAUUAUGUACCUCCUGCUUAAAAACCUGGGCUGGGUGGUAGCUCAGUGGUAGAGUAUUUGCUUAGCAUUGUCAAGGUCCUGGGUUUGAUCCCCAACACUGAAAAAAUUGGUCAUCUAUUUUGCUCUUCAGUUCCUCCUCAGAACCUUUUAAAACUGAUGCUUAUUAGGGAAAGUUUUAGGCUGUGUUCAGACUUCCUGGAAGUCCAGACUUUUUUUAAGACAUGGUCUCUACAUAGCUUUGGCUGUCCUGGAGCUCUCUAUGUAGAUUAGGCUGACCUUGCCUGCCUCUGCCUCCUGAGUGCUGGGAUUAAAGGCGAGUACCAGAAGAUAAUUUUUAAAACUUGACUUUUUUUUUUCUAAUUUGGAUCUGGUGAGUUGGGGAGGGAGGGUAGGACCAGGUGGGAAACAGGAGUUGUGAAAGGCCAGGAAUGUUUGGCUUUUGGAAUGUACUUUUUCUAUGCCCAUCUGGGAGCUGAAAAGAGCAUGGUUCUCAGUGAAGAGAGCACAGAUUGCCAUGUUCUGCGAGCUUGAGGGUUUCCCCAAGAGAACUUGAGUGUAUGGGUAAUCCAGGGUUAUAGGUUGGGAAGACUAGAAGCAGUGACUGAGACAAGCAUUUUCUGCUUACCACUGUCCCCAAAGAAGCCUCCAUUUGACCAACUGAUAGUAGAAAAUGAACCAACUCUUGGUAUUUUCUAAAGCUUUUUUAAUUCUUUCUAAAUGACUUAAUACUAAGUACUAGUAUUCAGUUUUAAAUACCAGUGCUGGGGGAGGGAACUAUUGAACAAAUAAUUGAUUAAUAUGUUUGAAGUUCUGGUAGAAAUGAUAAGUAAAUUAGUAUAUCAAUUCAUAUACUAGGAAAUUAUCUAGUAUAAGAAUUUAUUGUAAUGAAAGUAUAUAUAGAUGGAAACUCUGUCAUGUUAUAAAAGAUGCAAGCUUGUCCUUUAAUUUGGGUUACAGCAAUUUUUAGUUGUGUCCCUGCCCACUCUCAAGUCUACAUACUGCAGUAUUUCACUGUUGCAUUUACUGUAAGACCAUGAGAAAUUGAAAUGAGAGGAGUCACUGAUAUUAACAUAUUGGACAGCUCAUAGAAUCCAUUGAUAAAGUGAGUGUGUUACUGAGUAAAAGAAAAUGGAGCUUUCCAACUCAGUAUUCAGGGCUUUCCCGUGGAGUGUGAGGACAGAUGAUGUUAGGUGACUCAACAUUUGAAGGGAAGACUUCUCCAUUCCUUCCUCCUUAUGCCUGCAAAAGAAUCAGCUUAGGUGUAAGUCUACAACAAUCUAAAAAUAAAGUAGGUCUAAUAUUAAUGAUAAUACACAAGGGGAUAUACAUAUAUAUUCCAGUUGAAUUGUCUAUCAGAAAACUUGAUGACAAACACAGUGGCUCACUCCCAGGUGAGUUCUGUCUGCAUACACUACAAGAGCAAAGGUUGCUGGGAAGCUUUGGUUCCUAUGCAUUUGAGUGCUUGGAUUGUAGCAGUGUAAAGAAAGGCCUGUGUGAGCAGCUCUCUUCAAGAACCGGUCCACAGGGCAGAGUGCAUUGAUUGGCUGUUCUCCAUUGCCACUCCUGAGGAUUGUUCACAGGAGAGAAAAGAAAUCUGACGGUUCUGGAGAGAUCCUAUGAGUGUGCAUAGGGGACCUGUUGACCCACUGGGUGUCCCCUGGGAAGCAGGUUCAGUACUGGUUACUUUGUAUUUAAUGACUUGUUUUCAAAUAGGGCUGAUGUCUCUGAUUUUGGUUUGUAGAGCAGCUUCAUUUCUUAAAUAGCUUCCAUUCUGUGGCUUCUUUCAUGGGUCCUUUUGGCCUGAAUGCCCAAGUUGGUAGAUUUUAAGAUGUUUUCUUACCAGAAUGUUCCAAAAAAGUACUCAAAGAAGCAAAUAGUGUAUUUCACUUCUUGACUCUUGACUAUGUAAGCAGGUACAUAAGAACCUGAUGUACGUAUUAUUUAGGCUGAUGUGUCUUGUUUUUGGCAAAGAAAAAAGUGAUAAACUGUUCCUCUGGGGGAAGUUCUUUGGGGUGGAGGUAUGAGGUAGCAACAUUGCUUCAGAUUCAGGUUCAUCACCAUGAACCCUGUACACCAGGGUAAAAUGGAAUCAGCUCCUUUUUAUAGUUGAAAUACCAUUUUUUAUUCACCAUCGUUGGCACAGUCCUUGAAAAUAAACCUUUUUUUCCCCCUGUG
Messenger RNA from Cricetulus griseus (Chinese hamster), 3045 nucleotides. The record is from RefSeq and is a predicted model, not a curated record. Lineage: Eukaryota; Metazoa; Chordata; Mammalia; Rodentia; Cricetidae.